CAAAGACAUGACGUGCACGUAGGCGGGGCCUAGGCUCCCAGGAUCCGCCGGCUCUUGGCCUGUGGGUGGUGGCCCUGGUAACGCCGGUAGGAGAGGAGAGUCGGGCGCUUCCUGGGUAGCCCGCCAGCUUCCGCGAAAGGGAACCUCCCUCCGUGGUGAAGAGGGGACCCUACAGGAGAGGUGGACAACCAUGUAAAGAGAUCUGGAAGAACCUCCCCUCCCACUCUGUCUUGUGAAAAGGAAACACCGGGUGAUGUUAACAGGGCUGACUCAUGGUAAGUGAAGUGAUGGAGCACAUUUGAUUUGGAGACAGAAGCCAGAAAGUCUGGUCUGUGCCUCACCACGUGCCAGCUCUGUGAUUCCAGCUUCAGCACAGUCCUCAGCAGAUAGAGACAUGAGAAAAAUACCAAAUAAUGGGAACCUGAAGAUGACAAAAGUGGCUUACCCUCUGGGGCUGUUCAUUUGCCUGUUCAUCUAUGUCGCCUAUAUCAAGUGGCACUGGGCCUCCGCCACCCAGGCCUUCUUCAGCAUCACUGAGGUAGCGUCUGGGGCCCGGAGGGGCCAGCAGGCUCAUAGUCCUCUGGGGACAGCUACACAUGGUCAUGAGGUUUUCUAUGGCAUCAUGUUUGACGCAGGAAGCACUGGCACCCGUGUGCACAUCUUCCAAUUCGCCCGGCAGCCUGGAGAAACUCCCACUUUGACCCAUGAGACCUUCAAAGCACUGAAGCCAGGUCUUUCUGCUUAUGCUGAUGAUGUUGAAAAGAGUACUUCGGGAAUUCAGGAAUUACUGGAUGUUGCUAAAAAAGACGUUCCUUUUGACUUCUGGAAGGCUACCCCCUUGGUUCUCAAGGCCACAGCUGGUUUACGUCUAUUACCAGGAGAAAAGGCUCAGAAGUUACUGCAAAAGGUGAAAGAAGUGUUUAAGGCAUCGCCUUUCCUUGUGGGAGAUGACUGUGUUUCCAUCAUGAAUGGAACGGAUGAAGGCGUUUCAGCGUGGAUCACUGUCAACUUCCUAACAGGCAGUUUGAAAACCCCAGGAAGGAGCAGUGUGGGCAUGCUGGAUUUGGGUGGAGGGUCCACUCAGAUCACCUUCCUUCCAAGAGUCGAGGACACCCUCCAGACCUCCCCGCCUGGCUACCUGACGUCACUCCAGAUGUUUAAUCGGACCUACAAGCUCUAUUCCUACAGCUACCUGGGCCUCGGAUUGAUGUCAGCACGGCUAGCAAUUCUGGGUGGCAUGGAAGGGAAACCUGCUGAGGAUGGAAAGGAGUUGGUCAGUCCUUGUUUGUCUCCAGGUUUCACAGGAGAGUGGCAACAUGCUGAAAUAACAUACAGAAUUUCAGGACAGAAGGCAGCAGUGAACCUCCAUGAGCUGUGUGCCAGCAGAGUGUCGGAAAUCCUUCGAAACAAAGUGCAUAGAACAGAAGAAGUGAAGGAUGUGGAUUUUUAUGCUUUUUCCUACUAUUAUGACCUUGCGGCAAAUGUUGGCCUCAUAGAUGUGGAGAAGGGAGGCAGCCUCGUCGUGGGAGACUUUGAUAUCGCAGCCAAGUACGUGUGCAGGACAGCGGAGACCCAUCCUCCAGGCAACCCCUUUCUGUGCAUGGACCUCACCUACAUCAGCCUGCUGCUCCAAGAGUUUGGCUUCCCAGAGAACAAAGUGCUGAAGCUGACUCGGAAAAUCAACAAUGUUGAGACCAGCUGGGCUCUGGGGGCCAUUUUUCAUUACAUCGACUCCCUGAGAAGACAGAAGAAUCCAGCCUCAUAGUGGCCAAGCUGCCCCAGCCAUCCUUACAGAGCGGCUCCAUCUCCAUGAGAACAGACCUGUGUGGAAUGCCUUGAUGUGUUGGGAGGAAGCCACUGCUCGGGCUGCCACCCCUUCCCUUUGGCCUUGCAGACCUGCCCCUGGACAGGCAGAGGGCUAGAACGUGACCAGGCCUAGUGUCUCCUCCUGCCUCAGCCCCAGGUGGGCAGUAAACCAGACAGGGCAAAGGGCACAUGUCAAGUUUAGUAUGACACAGGCACACCAUCCCCCAUCCCUCCCCUGUAUGCAGGGUUGGGGUGACUGUAACGUGUUUCUGUGACAGGAGUCUUGUUUUGUCUCCCUGCCCCUGUCUGGUCCCUCCUCUCAUCCCCAGGGUGGACCUCCACCUUCUCCCCAGAGACUUGGUCGGGAGGUUUUACAGGCUGUUCUGGCUGCUUUCAGGGUGGGCCAAGUGGCAACCACCAUGUCCUCUGGGACAGUGAAUUGGGCGGACCUGAAUGCAUUGGCCUCCUCUUUGGUUAUGGACAUGCGAGGUCAUCCAGAGGUCUGUUUUCUCAGGUUCUUGGAUGGCUUGGGGCAAGCUGAUGAAGUUGGCCUUGUGAGUAGAAGAGGGCUGGGGGAAAUACCUCUGUGUGUCCCAGCUCUUCAGAGGAGGUCUGAAUGUGAGCAUGACCUGCUUACAAUAUUUAUGGCUGUGCUGUGUGAGUGACAUCUCUGUUGUGUGGUGCUGGGUGUUUGUGUAGCAGCUGUGUUCUGAGCCCCAGUGAAUGUAUUGCUACCAUGAGCCAUUUGCAGCUGAGCAGUGUUGAAGACACACACCAUCCCCCUGUGGGUCAGGUGGACUGCAGUCCCCAGAACUGCCUUCUUGAGGCUCUGCUGGGGUACAGGGCUAUGCCCAUUGUCUGGGGCCUCUGUAGGACACUGGCUCUGGGCCCUCUUGCAUCGGGAUGUGAAGUCUGUGAGACAUAGGCCCUGGGGCCACAGUCGUUCUGCAGUGAAUGUAUGGUAUAUGGAAUAAGCUGAACCUCAUGUGUUCCACUCAAAAUAAAGGGUUUACAAGGG
Felis catus (domestic cat) is the source of this 2824-nucleotide messenger RNA. RefSeq names its product ectonucleoside triphosphate diphosphohydrolase 6 (gene ENTPD6). Gene Ontology annotation, cellular component: membrane; Golgi apparatus. Bases 395 to 1765 code for a protein of 456 amino acids. Gene Ontology annotation, biological process: nucleoside diphosphate catabolic process. The transcript has 16 exons. Gene Ontology annotation, molecular function: GDP phosphatase activity; UDP phosphatase activity. The record is from RefSeq and is a predicted model, not a curated record. NCBI's taxonomy places the organism in Eukaryota, Metazoa, Chordata, Mammalia, Carnivora, Felidae.